Messenger RNA from Paramecium sonneborni, 471 nucleotides. The record is from the annotation of a GenBank genome assembly. Lineage: Eukaryota; Ciliophora; Oligohymenophorea; Peniculida; Parameciidae.
AUGAAAUCAAAAUAACAUAUUAGAUCAUCUUCUACUUAAUUUGAAAUUUUGAUGUUGAAAUUUAAUUGGAGCAUGAAAAUGAAUGCUCUACAAAAAAUAUUAUUAAGAAGAUGCAGAUAACCAUUAUAAGAUCUUAAAAAUCACUACAAUGAACAAACUAGUAGAAUAACCAAAAAACAUGUUCGUCAUUUAUCAUAUGAAACUGAUGAAUCAAUGGAAUAACUUAAAUUAUUAGAAUUAUUCAAACAUCGAAGAACUCCAACUGACAAUUUUUAAAAAUAUACUUCUUCUGACAUAACUCGAAUCUACAGUAACAGAAAUCGAGAGGAAAAUUCUUCAUUCUUUCAAUCUGAUGAGAAUAUUAGAAUUAAUGAAUAAUUUUUAGCUCUCUUUUAAGAUCGAAAAGAUUAAACGUAUUUUGGUAUUUUGAGUAAAUUUCAUUCCAAUAAUAGCUCCAAGAACUUAAAUUGA